Messenger RNA from Penicillium robsamsonii, 201 nucleotides. RefSeq lists its product as uncharacterized. Lineage: Eukaryota; Fungi; Ascomycota; Eurotiomycetes; Eurotiales; Aspergillaceae. The transcript has 3 exons. The annotation marks the transcript as partial. The record is from RefSeq and is a predicted model, not a curated record.
CAUUUGCCCGGUUCGGUUUGGGAUGAUUGUCGCCCGAUAAUCCCCUGUUGGUCUCACCUUGAAAGCUCUCCCCUCGAAAUCGGCCCCCGCUUUGAUCCUAGUGAUUUUGCGCGCGCAUUAUUCCCGUCACUACUACAUCGGCUACCCCCGCGUGUCUUUGCAUGGCGUAAGGUGACCCCGGUUCAACUAGCCAAAGCAUGA